AUUCGGUCGUCAAAGACAUCUAAAUCCACGGCAAGCAGCACACGAUGGCUGCACCUACUAACGGCAGUCUGCAUCGCUCCAACAGCAUGUCCCAGGCAUCCGAGACCUCACAAACCGCACAGCAAUACAUCGCCUCGCAGCUGGCUCUCGAGGAAGAUGCACGUGAGGCACUUCCCUAUCAGUUCGACACAUGCACAAAGCCCCUUGGACCGCUACGACAAUCGAUAUACGCCUGCUUGACCUGUACACCGCCGCCCGCCUCGCCUCACCAGCAGUUCACACCCGCCGGAGUGUGCUAUAGCUGCAGUAUCAGCUGUCAUGGCGAGCACAACCUGGUCGAGCUGUUCACGAAACGAGAUUUUGUCUGCGACUGCGGGACAACGAGAUUUGAAACCUCUGGUACACCAUGCACGCUCCGCACGAACGCAGAGACUGGUCAAAAGGGCGGCGUGACUGGGGAGAAGGCCAGAGAAGGCAACAAGUAUGAUCAGAACUUCGAGGGCAAGUUCUGCGGUUGCAGUGAGGAUUACGAUCCUGAGCAGGAAAAGGGCACCAUGUUCCAGUGUCUAGGGCUGGGACAUGUGGAAGAUGGCGGCUGCGGUGAAGAUUGGUGGCAUCCUGAAUGCCUAAUGGGUUUGCCCAGGAUCAAGCAUGAGCCGCGCGUCGAGACAAAACCAGAGACCAAUGGCGGAUUGGACACUGUGAAAGAAGAGGUUGAGGAAGCUACAGAAAAUGCUGCAGAGAACGGGACAACUGCAGCACAGACAGAUGAACCGCCUCUGCCUUCGGGCUUCCCCGCAGAGGACGACUUCGACCAUUUCAUCUGCUACAAAUGCGUGAGCGCGUAUCCUUGGAUCAAGCAAUACGCGGGCACCGCUGGCUUCUUAGCUGGACUGCCCGCGAAUGCCGCGCUGAUGGCAAACGCCCAUGGAGAGAUCGCACAGCGCUCAGUGUCUUCAAAUACCGACGACAAUCGCAAGAGAAAAGCCGAGGACGCAGAGGACUCGCAGGAGAGCAAUAAGAAGCUCAAGUCGGAGGACGAAGCACAGGGCUCUGCACCGCCAGAAACGGACACCGAUACCAAACCGGCCACGAAUGGCACUUCGGCUCCCAAACACGCUUCGCUGCCUGCAGCGACUUCACCUCCAAUAUCGCUCUUCCUCAAGGAGGAUUUCCGUGAUCACCUCUGCAAAUGCGUCGAGUGCUUCCCGCGCCUGUCCAAGCACCCUCAACUGCUCGAGGAGGAGGAAGCGUACGAGCCGCCAGUUUCAGAAUCCGACCACAACGAGAAUGCCUCCGUUGGUGGGCGCAGUGUGAAUUCCGGGUCCUUACUUGAUCGUGGUGAGGCGGCCUUGUCGUCAAUGGAUCGCGUCAGAGCCAUUGAGGGCGUCAUGGCGUACAAUCACGUCCGAGACAAAGUUAAGGCCUUCCUCCAGCCAUUUGCGGAGAGUGGGCAAGCUGUCGGUGCUGAGGAUAUCAAGGCAUACUUUGCGAAGCUCCGAGGCGAUGAGGCUGCGCAGCGAGAUGCCGCCGCUGGCGCGAGUACUAGUGCAGUACAGGGCGAUGGCAGAAAAGAGCAAGAUGGUUAUUGA
This is a messenger RNA of Cercospora beticola, 1592 nucleotides long. RefSeq lists its product as uncharacterized. The record is from RefSeq and is a predicted model, not a curated record. Lineage: Eukaryota; Fungi; Ascomycota; Dothideomycetes; Mycosphaerellales; Mycosphaerellaceae. Gene Ontology annotation, molecular function: ubiquitin protein ligase activity; zinc ion binding. Gene Ontology annotation, cellular component: cytoplasm.